AAAAAGAUGAUGAAGAGAUUCAUGAAGAACAAGCAGUUUGCAAAUUUUGCUUCAACAUAUUUGCCGAAGAAAAUGUUCUCAAGACAAAAUGCAAUUGCAAAACUGGUCUUGUCCAUGACAAAUGUGCAUCUCACCACUUCAAUGAGACACGAAAUAACAUGUGUGAAGUUUGUGACCAAGAGGUUGAAACAAUACCAGUAACAUUGCUUCGAUGCCCCUUUUCUACGAAGAAAACUAGGCAAAAAAUCAACAAACGUAGCUUCGUAUUUCGAAUGAAAAGGUAUUUUUUGUGUUCUUCUUGAAAAUUCCCACUUAUAUGCUAUAUCCUUUGAGCAGCUGCUGAAGUGCCACAAUAAGUAAGAGGCGAGUAGAAUGGAGAGCUUACAAUGGAGGUAGAACUUGAACUAAGACAUAAUAAGCAUAUUUGCUGUGGUUUUGUUGUUGGUUUUUUGAUAUUUCCGUUGUAUUUA
This is a messenger RNA of Ilex paraguariensis (yerba mate), 470 nucleotides long. Lineage: Eukaryota; Viridiplantae; Streptophyta; Magnoliopsida; Aquifoliales; Aquifoliaceae. The record is from the annotation of a GenBank genome assembly.